AUGGCAAUGUUUGCUGUCGUCGGAGCUGGCGCUAUUGGGGCCGGACUUUACACCAUGAAGUACGCGAAUUCGACCCCUGCGAUAAAUCGAAGAACAACUGUGGCGACUGGAGAGAGUGGUAGCGGACCAAAAGAAUCUCGGCCCAAAAUCCACGACACACGAGGCACCAGUGCCAUGGGCCAAGAGGUGCCUUCGAAACGCGGACCUGGACGAGGUAUAGAAGUACGAAUGGAAAGCCGAGAGGAUACAGAUAGCAGCGCGCCGUCAGCGCAGAGGACUGAAGGCUACGAAUCAGGACCUUCAGAGGAAGCCACGCCGCCAGCCAGCAGUCAACAGUCUAGACGAAGCCGCCUACAAGGUACCGUCACAAUCAAUGCAUGCAACGAGUGCCGCCGAAAGCGUGCCAAGUGCGACGGAAACCAGCCUUGUGGUCGAUGCAAAGCUCGAAACCGAGGCACUUGUAUUUAUGAAGCUCCGGUACGACAAUCGAAAGGUGAACUUCGAAGGGAGCUCGAUUCCUUGCAAGAACAGCAAAGAAAGAUUGAUCUCGUCUUGGCUGGCCUCAAUCAGCCCAGGGUUCAAGACGAGGUCCUGGCGCGUUUGCAGGCCCUGCACCCUCUCGACAGCAUUGCAGGUUGGCUCAAGCGCACAGAACAGCAACCGCAUCAGCAACAAUAUUACGACGCCUCGGCUAAUGGAGCCAUUGGCUACGGCAACACUCAUUCUAGUCAGCUCUUGCCGAGCAGUACAGCAAAUAUACAUGACGGCCUUGGAGUGGGGGAUCGUGCCGACUCAACUCUCAAACCGAACUUACAGCCAAACUUUUCGACUCCUAGCCAAGCGCAUCAUGAAAGGAGUUUUCUACUUGAUGAGUCAUCACGAUAUCCCGAUGGCCUUCCAGAGCCAGCAAGAUCCCGUGUCGCAAACUGGUCCGAGAUACGGCAGACCAAUCACAUCAUCGGAAGCCCGGGCGAACAUCCUGAACUCAGUGAAGCCGUCUCCUCCUUGCAAGAGUCACUGAUCAAGCAAAGUACCGAAACUUGGACCACAGUCACCAAUGAUAUCGAACUAGUAAAACACAUUCUGGGUUUAUACUUUUGCUGGGAAUAUCCCACAUUUGCCUCGCUAAGCAAAGAGCAGUUCCUCCGUGACUUCAGCCAAGGGAGGCCGAGAUAUUGUUCUCCGAUGCUUGUCAACGCGUUACUUGCCCUUGGAUGCCGCUUCUCAACAUUUCCCAAAACUCGAGCCGACCCGGAUGAUCCACGGACCUCUGGCCAGCACUUUUUCGACGAGUCACUCGAGCUCCUGCGCCGUGAGACGGACUACCACUCUUUGCUAAUGAUUCAGACUCUUGGAAUCCUGUCGAUCCGAGAGGCUAGCUGUGGUCGCACUACAGACAGUAUAGCCUAUGCAGGACAAAGCAUGCGAAUCGCAAUCGAGAUGGGUUUGCAUAAUAUAGUUGAGAACCCGCAAGACGCCGGAGUAACCGACGAAUUUACCGUUCUGAGUGCCACCUACUGGGGAGCAUUCUCACUAGACCAAAACUUUGCUACCUGGUUUGACAAUGUGCCCACCGCUUUAAGAUUGGGCUACAACUUCACUCCGGCCGUCCUGUUUUCCCAGCCAUUCAUCCGCCUACGCAUCGCGGGAUCUGAAAUUGUUCCAAAGGAUGUUUGCCUACAGUCUGCAAGUUCAAUCCACACUCUGCUAAAGUGCUAUGCGCAGCUUUACACGCUCAGGAGGACACCGACCUUUCUGCCGCACUUUAUACUCACUUCUUCCAUUACUUUGCUUAUUAUCGGAAUUUUAAGCGCCGGUCCAGAUUCUAACGGCAGCGGCACAAAAGUCGAUCAGGGCAUCGCCGACGACGUAAAGCUGGGUAUGGACAGCCUCGAGGAAAUCGCCUCGUGCCAUCAUUUCGCUGAGCAAGCAGCCAACAUUCUGCGAUGUCUUGCUGUGAAAUGGAACGUUCACACGAGCAUCGGACCACUGCCGGUCAUCACUCCUGACACUUACGACAGGCUCGUGGAGCCUUAUUUCGGCAGACAAACUCUGUUCGCGGAUGAUAAACUGGCGCGUAGCUUUGUAAUUGGAGAUGAAAUGAGGCAGGUGUCGGAGGAGGAAUCACAGCAGAUAAAAGAAGCAAUCAUCAUGAUGGAAACCCUCAUUUUACAGCCUGUUCCUGUGCAAGGAUCUUCAGCAUUUCUCAGGGAGACAAACUUGGCCGAGCGCGGUUUUAUAAAGAUAUAA
This is a messenger RNA of Beauveria bassiana ARSEF 2860, 2250 nucleotides long. RefSeq names its product nitrogen assimilation transcription factor nirA. The record is from RefSeq and is a predicted model, not a curated record. Gene Ontology annotation, biological process: regulation of DNA-templated transcription; DNA-templated transcription. Gene Ontology annotation, molecular function: DNA-binding transcription factor activity, RNA polymerase II-specific; zinc ion binding; DNA binding. NCBI's taxonomy places the organism in Eukaryota, Fungi, Ascomycota, Sordariomycetes, Hypocreales, Cordycipitaceae. Bases 1 to 2250 code for a protein of 749 amino acids. The transcript is spliced from 6 exons.